AUGGAACCAACAUUUAUUUUGCAAUUGGAUAGUAGUCGUCCACUCAUUGAUAAGCUACAAGUAAAUAUUUACAAGACUAUAAAGAACGGGAAUUUAGAUGAAUUAAGGGACUUGCUUAGUUCAUCUCAAGCAAAAAUCGAUCUUGAUUGUUUGGACAGUUCCAGCAAAACAGCUUUACAAGUGGCAGCAGAUCUGGAAGAUUCUUCCGUUCGAGAAAGAAUAAUUACAGCGCUAUUGAAUAACGGGGCCAGUUUACAGAUUGGUUUGCUGAAUGCAGUGCGUCAAGAAGACGCGAGGGUAGUGAAAAUACUGCUUCAAUUUUAUGAUAAACAACACCAGACAUCGCCACGGGAAUCGAUCUCCGCAAGAGGCAUAACCGCUCAUAUAACACCGCUAAUCUUGGCGGCCUGUUUGCAGAAUUUUCAAAUUGUCAAGCUUCUUCUUGAACAUGGACUCACUGUCGACGUUCCUACAGCUGUUCGAUGGUCGAGAGACUCCACUGGAGCGGUCAGCGAGAAGCUCGGUCCCGCAGUGUACCGUUUAAAUGAAUACCGCGCACUGGCCAGUCCUGUGUUUAUCGCGGCGUCUUUUCUGCAAGACGUGCAACGUGGUCUAGACCCAGUUCUUCAAGCUUGUACCCUUAACAAGCAACUCCGUGACAUGGCCCAGCAAGAAUACGAAUUUAGGAACGAGUACCUUCAGCUAUGUGAUGGCUGUGAAGAAUUCACUGUUUCGCUCCUAAAUGAAUGCUGCACAAUGGAAGAGAUCAGUUGCGUUUUGGAAACAAAGAGCGAAAGGAAAAUGUUGUCUAAAUUGGAGAUAGAUUCCCUAAACGUGCUGGAAUUUGCUGUCUUGACAAAAAAUAAGAAGGUGUGUUGUUAUUUAUCUAUAAAAGGAUCUGAAAAUAGUGGCAAUAUAAUCAAUAAAAAUUUAGUGCAUUACUACUAUUGAAAAAGGAUAGUGCAGGUUCUAGUUGCGCCUCUACUUAUUUCAGGACAUAUAAAUCUCAAAUUUUUACCGUGGAAGCAUCCCACCAGAGCUCCUAGUAAGCUCUUUCGUGUUUGGAUUAGCACCCCCUACUCUUAACCUUGCUUCGCGCUUGUUGAUAUCAAAUUGACCACCAAAUCGAAUGGUGAAUAUUUGUGAGGUGCAGGAUGUAGAUUACUGAAGAAAAAGACCAAUAUUGGCCAUGACGUCUCUAAAGGAAGAGAGAAAUCAAAAUCGACGUCAAGGUUAUUUAGCUAAAUUUCGUCUUUUUUCUAAAAACAGUUCAAAUGGUUUUGUAUGAUGGUUACAAUCUCCAAAGUUAUCGUCUUUUAAAGAAAUUAUAAUUUGGUGGAGGGUUUUUGUAUGUUACGAUGAAACGAUCUGCCUGCUUGCUUGCUUGCUUCUUUGCUUUCUUGCUUCCUUGCUUCCCUCCGAGCAUGCUGGGAGAUUAAUCAAUUACACAUUGAUUGGAACGGACUUCAAUUACUGAGGAUCGGCCUCAACGCACGAAUUUGCCAAAACCAGAAAACUACCAAGUUGGGUUUAAAUUUCGUAACUGAUCCAGGGUAUAAAUAUUUUUGAGCAAAAACUAGGUUUUGUUUUGAUUAUCGUCCAUCAAGCUUAAACUGCGUGAAACUAAAUGCGAUGGUGGUGUGUUAUUAGAAAUCGCUGAAACAACAAUAAGAGCUAAUCUCGUUCAUAAAAUACAACUAACGACUCAUUUUAACCUUUCAGUUUGUCAGUCAUCCCUACAGCCAGCUGACACUAAAUUCCGAAAUAUACAAAAGCGCGCCUUUCCUGGAGGUGAAAAGUGUCUGGAAGGAGUUGGUGUUAAUGAUACUAGUGUCCGUCCUGCACCCACUGAUUUUCUUGGUUUGGUUCAUUUUUGAGGCCUGUUUCCCCAGAAAUAAACUGACCAGUAUGUUUCAAUCCACUCGUGUAAAGUUUCUGCUCUACUAUACCUCCUAUCAAACAAUUAUUUUCCUGCUGGUUUUCAAAUCUGCUACCACGUAUCUGAAUAUUGAAGAAACAGACUUGCUAACUGGUAAGAGAUGUGAGUCAAAAUAUGGUAAUCUUUCACAAUAAACUGAUGCACCUUUUAGCGCUUCAUGUGUUGCACUAGACUUUUUCCCCAAAGCUUUCCUUGGGGGAAAUAGCUUCGGAUGGGUUCUCUCUGGGUUUAGAUCACUUUCUUGUUUGCCCACUGAGGGGGAGAAAAAAACUUGAAACCAGUUUCACUGUAACAUAAAAGUCCUUGUAAACAUUGAAAAGUGACUAAAGCGUAGAACGUUUUCGGUAAUCUCACCCUAGCCUUUGAAUGAAACUUCCACAUCAAUUACUCUUAGUAAGAGCAUUGAAAUAGGACUUAAAUUUUUAAAUUUAAGUCCUAAGUCAAUGCUCUUAAAAGAGCUUAAAGAAAACGUCAUUUUCAGUCGCCCAUAAAAAAGGCCAAAAAAAGUCUAAAAAAUCGGUUCUAUGGACUUCUUAAGGAAUGAAUUUUCAUCCACUGUUGUAAAUUAAACUUCCGAGUGUUCCAAGGUGCCUUCAAUUGAAUUUAUUAAAUGCAAAAACAUUCAUCCCAGCAGCGCUCCAAAUCCUUUUGCGUUGUCAAACCUUUACCAACCAGCAGCGUGUAAGAUUGGAUUAAGCGUCAUCAUGAACACAGAACGUAAACGACACUUGAUUUUUACUGUUUGAUUCUCCACUCUUUAGUUAUUGGUUGAGCCGCCCUGGGUUCUUAUUAACGCACUGAAGAAUGACACGGCCAUUCUUGGGCUCUUUUUAUACGUAUCUUUGGAAAUCUCCCUGUGGCAAUUUCACCUGGGGAAAAUCGGUCACACAAAAAGUAGUUCCCCCUGGGCAACAGCCAUUUUCCCAGGAGUAAUACGGCUAGUGCAACCCCACCUAAUGUCCGUUAUCGACGGUUUUUCCUUUUUCUUUCCACAGCUUUGUAUAUGUAUAUCGAUGCAUUUAUGAUUGGUCAAACAGUGGAUAUUAUAAAGGACAUUGUCCAACAAGGAAGACUCCGCUUUUUUUCCUACAAUUGGAAUUAUCUGGCCGUGGCGACAGUGGUUUCAUACGACCUCAGUUAUCUACUCGGCCUAUCUCCGCAGGUGGAUUUUAUAGUCCCCGACACCUUGAGAGUUUUGGCCCUCUUUCUGGCCUUUUUCAACACUUUAUCAUUUCUUGAAGCAAACACCAGUAUUGGUCCACUGCUAAAUGCAUUUACACAGAUGCUAAUUGAUGUUGCAAAGUUCUUUUUAUAUUUCAGUUUUGUUUUUCUGGCAUUUGCUCUGAGUUUAACUGAGCUUUAUACACUGAUUGAACGAAAAGGCCCUUUCCUUGCAAAGCCAAAACAGGAAAGCAAUCCUCUAAAACUUGAAAGGUGCGUACAACCAUGCAAACGUUCCUAUUUUCUUGUUCGUCUAAAUUACAAAUAUAGUCUUACUGAAAUAGACAAAACGUAGGACUGACAUGGUUUGAAGCGUAUUAUAAUUACAGGCGUUGACAAGACAACAAACUUAAGGUGGCUCACAAUCUUAUGGUAACUGUAGCAUUUUAGUCUUUCGACUGCGAUCGAUCAAUAUUGAAUAUUACAACGCUUUUUCAGAUGAUACUUCAAUCAAUAAUGGUACCAGCAAAUACUUACUAAGUUCAUACAGACUCAACUUAAAGUAUUAAUAUAUUAUAAGGGGAUUUAAAUUUUCGCCAAGUUAAAAAAAUACAUUAUUUACUUGAUUAAACGCUACCCUCAAACAAACUCCGCCUUUGACUAAACAACUCAGAUGGAUGCAAAAUUUCCUAUUGCAAAUGCUGCCCUCGAAUAAACGUCGCUCCCGAUCAGAAAAAGGCGGCUUUAACUCGACAACGCGGUCUAUCGCAAGCCAGACAAUUGCGAUUCUUCCUCAGCAAAAGAGGAAAAGCGAAACAAUGAAACUUAAAAGUAUUUCUCUUUUACAUAGUAUUUACUGAUGACUUGACGUGAUUGUUGUCGGUCACUUAAGGAAUAUGAUUUGAAAAACGCCGCUUCGAAAACGGUAAAAAUGUAAUAAAGACCGCGGCCUUCUUUGAAUGUACCUUAUCUAGUCAAGAGCCUCCUCAAAAUUACAAUCAUUAUUAAUUUAAAAUAUUUCGCCUUUUCUAAGUGGCUUUAAUCCCUCGGCUAAAUCUUCAUUACCAGCUGUCACUCACCAAAUCUGGAAAAUGCGCACAGGCAUUCAUUAUGGUCAAUGCAAUGCCUCUGACGUCAAUGAUUGUAUAUUGCCCACGCAGCAGCCUGGCUGGUUUCACUCGCUUCCAGAGCUCAAGAAAAUGGGGAAAGAGUUCGCUGUCAUCCGAAGCCGAAACAGCCGAAUGAAUGACCAAAAGUAUACGAGUACAAAAAAAGCUCGAUGUUAACAUUCUCAAAGUGUACCGAGAAACUGCCAAUGUUGUGAAGAAAAUUUACGAGAAGGUAUGGAUGGAAACUGGGAAGACUCGCACGAUGCGCGGACGUGUUUCAGAGAAGUGCGCAUUUUUAUUCUUUCCGCUUAAAGAAAAAUGUCAAAAAAGGAGGCGACGAGGACAGUAGAGCUGUCAUACGACGAAGGCGUGAGGAAAGGAUCAGUAAAGCUCACCCGACAUACCUCCAACUAAGUCAGCGAAGACGUUUGGAGAGCUGAGCGACAUUGAAAGUGAUGUUAAGGUGUGGAUCGAUGAGCUUUUGGAAGAAAAUUGAGCUUUAAGAAAGCAAUACAAAGAGUUGAAGAAGCCCUUAGAGUUCAAUAACAGCGAGUUAGAGUCCCUUAACAGGGACCGCGCAGAGGGAGGGGCUGGGGGGGCUUUAGCCCCCCCACUUUUUUGCAAGAAUAAAAAUAAAUUUAACAAAAAUAAUUUAACAAAAGUAACGGAGUGAAAAAUAGCAAAAAAUCGUUAAUUCGAAAGUGACUAGAGUUACUGGCAAAGACAAACGAGCAGAUAAAUAGACAGAAUGAAGCAUUAGUCGUUAAAAUUGUAAAAUAUUUUUUCGCUUCUAACCUAGCAGAGGUAAACGUCUUUUAAAUGGCUUCUUUUUCCUGCGAACCUCUCAGGAAAACGCGUUGUUUCGUAUUGGUCAAUUUCGAUCCGAAGUAAUAACUGGGUUUAGUUUAGUGGGCGAUUCUCACACAUUAUGAGUUUCAACCUUGAUUUUUGGAAGAUCAUGAAGUUAUUGUUUCUCUUGUUAUUGUGCGUCCUGAUUUUAGCUCGAUCAGCGCGAAGUCCGUCUUUUUAUGUCAGGCUUCACGGCUCGUUGAGCAUUCCAAUUGCAAGUUUUGUUGAACGCGGUCUGUUUUUAAAAACAUUUUGUCAUCGAAAGUACUUAAACCGCAGAAUUGUGUAUAGCUCUGGUCAUCAAGGAACAUUCAAUCCGGCGGUUAUUACGAACAAAGAAGUGCAUGGUACACGGCAACAUAAAUACGAACGACGAGACUUCACAUACCACUAGUAAUGCAAAGAAGAGAUCUCUUAAAAUUUCUGAUUACUUUUCCAAACAAAAUGGAAAACCUUCUUUAUCUGGUGAGUAAACUCUGCAUAAUUUUUGCUACUUUUUUCUGAAUCUAUAAUUGAAUUUUAAUUCACUAAAUUAUUUUCAGUUACUGUUUUGUUUUGCCGUGUAAAUAUUUUGAAUGAAUAAUUAAACAAUUAUUGAACUCGGCUUUCGUAUGAUAUGAAGAUAUACAGAUCUCGGAGGGUGUUAUCCACCGGGCUCAGGCCUUAGGCUUUGGCGGAUAACCCCCUCGAUCUGCAUAACUCUUCAUAUCAUACUCAGCCUCGUGCAAUAAUUGCUCAGUAAUUAUACAGCCUUGAGUUCAAGGGCAGCUCAAGCAAAAUCGUUGGAUUUCUGGCUUAUUUAUAGUAAUAAAAGGUUGAUAUCAGUAGUAUAACAUAACAAUCUAUGAUAUUUCAAUUUAGUGAUGGUGAAUUUUCAGACCCGAUAGCAACAUCACUUAAGAUGUGGAAAAAAUCAAUAGUUUUAUCGUUAUUCACAUUCUCCAUCACUUAAGAGAAAUUGAAUAGAAAUCCACAAGCAUGCCCCCCCGGCCCCCCUCCCCCCCCCCAAAAAAAAUUUCCUUCACGCAUUCUUCUUUAGCCCCCCCACUCGAAAACUUGCUGCGCGGUCCCUGCUUAAAGAAGAGAAUGAGAAAAUCAGGGAAGAAGUGGCAUCGCUCAAAGAUUCACUCCAUGACACGUGAGACUGAGGACGUCGACAACAUGCACGAGGAUCUUGGAACGGUAAUCAAACCAACUUGACGACUUAGAGCACUACACACGUAAAGUGACAAUCUAGAGGUCCAUGGAAUCGCCGAAAUUGCCGACGAGAACAUUGCUGAAAAUGUCAUCAAGUUAGGAAAAAUUGUCAAUGUUCAUAUAUCACCAAAAGACAUUGAAAUUUGCCAUAGAAUGUAUAGCAGGAACGAUAAUGGUCCAAAAGCUAUUAUCGUUUGUUUUCAAAUCACACAAACCGAAGAAGUACUUAAAAUCAGUCAAGUCUUAGUCGGUAUUUUGCUGCUACAAACAACUAAACUUUAGGCGCAAGUUGUUUGCGAAAGUGAGGAAAUUUAAAAAAGACAAUCACUUCGAAAUCGCCUGGACAAUAGACGGCAAAAUGUUUUUCAAGAAAACCAAGCAGGAUGAACCAAAGAGGGUUUUUGUGGAAGAAGAACGGAGAAGCCUUAGUUAGUUAAUCGUUUAUUAUUAUUUCCGUUACAUUCUGAAACUUCGAGAAACAGCAAAUGUUCCGAAGAAAGUUUACUAGAAGUAAAGGAAGCCGAACUGAGAACUAUUUUAAAUGAAUAAUUAUUAGUAAUUUAAUAUUCAGCUUUCUUAUGAUAUGAAAAACUAUGCAGAUCUAGACGUUUGUUAUAGGUUGAAAUAAAUGACAGUCUCGUUCAAUAAUUGCUAAAUAAUUUUGUUCUGUUUUUAGGUUAGAAAACAGUGCAAACUUUAUAUUCUGGGCGUUUUUCGGGAUGAGUCAACAUACUGAUCUUAAGGUGGAAGAGUCGGAGGAGCCUUACCAUAACAUAACGGCCUUGAUGUUGUUUGGUUUGUUCAACAUUGUAGCGGUUCUUGUGGGUCUUAACACGUUGAUUGCAAUACUCAAUGAAUCCUACACACGAGUUAAGGUAAUUUAUGAGCCGUUC
Molecule: messenger RNA, 7148 nt
Organism: Porites evermanni
Lineage: Eukaryota; Metazoa; Cnidaria; Anthozoa; Scleractinia; Poritidae
Source: the annotation of a GenBank genome assembly